AUGGAAAACUCAACCAAACACCAAAAAAUCGUUUUGGAAUACGUAAAAUCCUCAAAUAUCGAAUUUCUUGUACAAAAUAGUAUCAGGACUCUGAUUUCAGCUGACACACUUCCUGAUAACCCGUUUGGAGCUUUAUCCCGACAUUUUACCUACUUUGCAGCUAAAGAUGACUUGAAACGACUGCAAAUAAAAGUCCGCGAAUACCAAAUGAACCGUCUAGAGCUGCCCCAAAAAUUUGGAAUCACAAAUGUUACUAAUGAAGUCGAGCUAUGAAGCUUGCCUCAUCUUCUGCACUAUAUAAACCCAAAAUCGACCAAAAUUCUUAUCAAAGUCCUAAAAGAAUUCUGCACAGAACAAAAACGAAGCUACGGGGAAUAUAAGUUACAGUCAAGAAUAGCUGUUUUAGGUGGAGAAUUAUUUAGAUCUAGCUUGAUCCAUGUCCCUGAAAUUGCACCGACUCAGCUAGAAAUUAGGGCAGAGUGCUUUGUGACUGGGCCUAAUUUUGAGCAGUCUUUUGAGCUAUUUGCUGAGUUUGUGUAUGAGGACGUCAUGAGGCUCGGUUCAAAUAAUUCGCUGAAUCUUAUAAGAGAUUUUUAUGUAGAGCAGGAUCCACAGACAAAUUAUGUUAAAAAAGUGACUUUUGAAGAAAUAAAAGAAAAUAAGCAGCUGUUUAUAUCGGAAUUGAAAAGCGCUAUUGUACAGAAGAGAAGGAGCUAUAUAAGGGUGCUGCUUUUUACACAAGAUUUAGCAAGAGUAGGGAUCAGAGAUAUGGUUAGGGCAUCGACACCAACUAGGUUUGUGAAUUCGUCAGAAGCUGCGGUAUCUGAUCAUUUUCAAUACAUUACGACCAAAAAAUCAUACGUAAUGCACUACUCUAAGCCAGACUCUCCACUUGUCUAUGAAACCACUUCUCAUAUUCCUAUGAUUUCGCUAUUUCAAGGAGUUUUCCCAAAUCCAGAUUCAGCACGAAACUAUGCUGAAAUGUUCUAUACCGAGAAAAAGAAUCCAUAUGACACCCCUCACAUUCAAAAAUACUUAGAAUCUAAAAGAGAACAAAUAAUAAAAUACUACAAAAAAGGAAAAAUAAUCACAAUGCUAUGAGAAGUAUUUUUGCUCGUAUUGUGCACGAGUGAGAGCUCCAAAAAUGCCGCCUUAAUCGAAGAGCUUUUACAAAUAUUUGCACAUAACAGCUCAAAACUAUACAGGAUGCAGAAACUUAAUUUUGCACUGAAAAUAUUGAUUAAUGCAUAUUAUGACACCAAUUUCAGCCAUUUUCAAAAGCUAGCUGAAGGGCUUUUUGUAGGGUUUAAGGAAGGAAUGCUUGAUAUUUUUGGAGACUGUUCAAGUGCUGAGAUGCUUUUAUUAAGAGAAUUAACCAAAAACAUGCUAAAUUUUAUAUCAGUCAAUAAGUCAAGGACUUUAGAUUUUCAUUCUUAUACGUUGAUUAUAUUAGACAGGCUUGAAUAUAUCUGUCGAAGUCUUGCUCAAAACACUACAGAAAUGCUUCUAAGACAAAGUCCAGCAGUAAAUGAACUAUUAUCAAGACUCCUUUCAGCUUAUAACGUUCAGCAAUAUCUUUCUCAUAGUGAGCUAUUAGAAGGAAAACUUACAGAGCAGGUUUUUGACUUAAAAGAAGAAGUGAAAAAGCAGAAAACUAAGAAAAACAUGGAGUAUCAAGUUAUAUGUGAGUAUAUCGCUAAGACAGGAGUUAUGGAAACACUUAUCCUUACUACAAGAGAUAUAUUGCUGAGCUACCCUUUACUGCCAAACCCCUUGAAAAUUUUUGCAAUGAAGUUAAUGUGCGAAAUAUUCAAAUACGAUAUGUUUAAUGCUGACCAAAAUGAUAUUUUAGACAACAAUUGCAGAGUCCCCAAUAUUGUCCAGGGACAAAUGUAUCAAAGUGACCCAACUGGAGAAAAUUAUAAAAACUCUCAGCUUCCUUAUAUAAUUGGCUUUGAAGAGGUUUUAUUCGUGUCGAAUGCUGAUGAAAUAGGAUUUUUUAAACUUAUUUUAUACCCAUAUGAAGUUUUGCAUUUAUCGGCUAAUGAAUCAUUGCCUGAAGGAUAUAACUUGAGAAUAGUAUCCAGUAUUUGUGGGCAAAGCGUGAUGAAUUCAUUAGCAUUCAGAAAGCAGGCCACGCUCUGACAUGUCAGCUAUGGAUUUUAUAUGAAUGGGCCUUCAUUUAAUGCAGGCACACAUUCAUUUUUAGAUCUUCUCAUAAGAUACGCACUUUGGCUUGAUUUCAGCACCGAUGCCUUUGUAAGUGGAUUUUAUACCUCCCACUCAGACGAGCCUCUUGCUUCCUUUCAGGACCUAAUAUCCCCAAGUGACCGUGAAAAUUCGCUUGGUCUUUUGCUUUCAGCUUACCAAAUGAAUACACCAGUAUGGCUGAGAUAUAUAAUUCCCUAUAAAGGCGACAAAGACCUAGAUGUGGAGGCUCAUUUUAUUGCAGUCCACGUCUAUUUUAACUUGCAUUUCGCUACAGGAAUGGGGAGUAUUCGGACCACUCUAACUCCUUUACAAAACCUUGAAGAUAUUGUCAAAGUAUUUUUUAGCCAAGAAGAUUUCGAGUUGUGAUUAGAAGUGGGGCCGACUGAUGUGUCUUCAAGCCAAGUUAUUGAUAAGUUUUUUGAUAGGGUAAAUCAUAGCUAUGAUGUAGGACAGUAUUUUAGAGGCUAUUUGUAUACACUUUUUAUAAAGGUUUUUGAAAGAGAUGAAGAAAAAUAUUAAUAUUGGCAUUAAUUAUAGAUUAGGACUCUUCCUACUUUUAUGUUUCACCUGUGACAGGUCUUCGUAGAAGACUCGUUCAGCUGCUAGCGAACCUCCCUAGUAUUUCAGCAUUUCCACAGAAAUAGCUCUCCUCCGGCAUUCGGCCGGUUCUUAAUUCUGUCUCGGAACCUUGGAAUAUGCUGGCUUGGGGCUUGACGGUUGCUGCUUGAGUGACUAGAGUCUAGCUAUAAAUAAACUUUCUAGUUAGUAUCGGUACCAAAUUAGCUUCGUCGUCGGCACUAGCAGUUACUAGGGUAAAAGUCUUUUUUUUCCCAAAUGUCUAUCGGGAAGACACAAGUCUUAUUGCUGGAGAAGGAGGCAAAAUCCAAUAUGAACUAAAAUAUCCAGUACCCAUGGCUCCGUUUCCUGCUCAGUUUUGGCUCAGACCGAAAGGUCUCCAAACUUGAAACAGGGUCCGAGAGAGGACGGGUCGGUGAUGUUGCCAUUUUAUUUGUGAAGAGAUGAAGAAGAAACAAUAAAAUUAUUGAGAAUGAAAGAAACACCACUGGUUGUGAUGUUGGAAGCGACUGAAAUAUGCGCAGCUAUGCUUGAUAUUGCGAGCUUGGGCUUAAAAAAUCACAGAAAAUUUAACUUAGAGUACUCAGUUUUUGCGCUGGAGCAGCUUAAAAACUUCUGUGAAAGGUGCAUUUAUAUGGAGAGAAACAUAUUUCUUGAGAGCCUUCAGCCAAGUAUUAUUAGAGUGCUCCAAAUUACAGAAAAUCUGCUCAAAGAGCACGGGACAAAUAAAUUAGAAAGAGUUGUAUCAAAUUUACUAUGGGCAAGAGACGCUCUAAAAGUCCAAAAUAAACUUGCCACUUUAGCACUUUAUGAAGUAUUAAAGGACAAUCCUGAGUUUGCCGGGUAG
Messenger RNA from Blepharisma stoltei, 3634 nucleotides. NCBI's taxonomy places the organism in Eukaryota, Ciliophora, Heterotrichea, Heterotrichida, Blepharismidae. The record is from the annotation of a GenBank genome assembly.